Molecule: messenger RNA, 1089 nt
Organism: Penicillium vulpinum
Lineage: Eukaryota; Fungi; Ascomycota; Eurotiomycetes; Eurotiales; Aspergillaceae
Product: class I SAM-dependent methyltransferase
Exons: 9
Coding region: 1-1089 (362 amino acids)
Source: RefSeq, a predicted model, not a curated record
AUGGCGAGAUCACCCCGAAUUGCGGUGGAUACGGAUAUCUAUAUGCCAGCAAAUUAUGGCGACGAUUGGCAGUCGGAGACAACGUCUAUCGGUUCCUCAAUCUAUCAUGGCCUGAUGGAAAAUGGCAGACGGUAUGGUUUCAUCGUACAUUCCGCGCACUUGGCGCACUUAGCUCAGGCCUUUGCUUACUUCUUAUCCAUUCCUACUAGGCUUCCUUCCGAUGAGCAGGCAUUCGAGUCCUACGAAGCUGCCCAUUUGCUCGCUCUCGUUUUAGAAUCGGAACGAGAGAAUCCGCUUUUUAGAGCACCUAUUGGGAAAAAUGCUAAGCAUAUUCUCGACAUUGGAACGGGUAAAGGCGACUGGGCUAUUGAUGUUGCCGAUAUGCUCCCAUCUGCAACCAUCCGAGGAGUAGAUCUCUUCCCACCCCCCGUUACAUGGGUGCCGCCCAACUGUAUUCUCGAAAUCGACGAUAUCCUAGAAGAAUGGACUUGGAAAGAGCCCCUUGACCUAAUUCACAUGCGGGUUAUGAUCGGCUCAUUUGAUUCCGCGGGAUGGGACCACGUCUACAAAAGCGCUUUUGAAAAUCUACGACCAGGAGGCUGGAUCGAACAACUCGAGAGCAGUCCCUGCAUCGAAUGUGACGACGGCAGCCUGCCAGCAAACAGUAUCCUGCGAGAAUGGGGUCCAAAUAUGAACGCUUGCGGUGCGCGCGCCGGACGCCCGCUGGAAACUAUUGAUACCAUGCGCGGCGCGAUGGAAAAAGCUGGGUUUGUGGAUUUGCACGAGCAGGUAUACAGAUGGCCGAUUGGCCCAUGGGCUCGUGAUAAGAAAUAUAAAGAGGCAGGCGUUGUUAAUUUCCAGCAUUGGCUGUCGGGUAUGGAGGGUUGGUGUAUGUGGUUGCUUACCCAUUUCGGUUCGCCGUCUCCUUGGUCGAAGGAUGAAGUUACUGUUUAUUUGGCCAAGGUUCGUUCGGAGAUUAAGAAUCCAAGAUAUCAUCUUUAUCAGAGAGCACGACGUGUAUGGGCGCGCAAGCCUUUUCCUGGAGAGAUUACGCCCGAGACGACUCAGAUCAAGGAGGAAGAGGCGUAA